This is a messenger RNA of Pelodiscus sinensis (Chinese soft-shelled turtle), 1020 nucleotides long. Lineage: Eukaryota; Metazoa; Chordata; Testudines; Trionychidae. The record is from RefSeq and is a predicted model, not a curated record.
AUGUCCAGACAGCGCUGUAACCUCCUAGUGGCUGGGGUGUUUGCUGUGGGGUUGGUGGAUUCACUGAUACUGACGUGUUUUACGUUUCGACUGUCAUUCUGCCACUCCAACAUCAUCAAUCAUUUCUACUGCGACUUCCUGCCACUGCUGACCCUCUCCUGCUCUGACAUCCGUACCGCUCAGAUUGCUCUACUUGCUUCCAUGUGCUACAUUGUAGCGAUCAGCCUUGUGACCAUUCUUCUCUCCUAUAUCUGUAUCAUCUCCACCAUUCUGCAGAUCCGCUCUGCCGAGGGCCGGUACAAAGCCUUCUCCACCUGCGCUUCCCACUUCUGUGCGGUGGGCAUGUUUCAUGGCACGCAACUCUCCUUGUGUUUCCUUCCCAUCUCCAGCAGUUCCAUAGCCGUGGAUAUGGAGUGUUUCUUGCUGGCCGUGAUGGCGUACGACCGUUACGUGGCCAUCUGUAACCCACUGCUCUAUUCGGUCAUCAUGUCCAGACAGCGCUGUAACCAGCUGGUGGCUGGGGUGUUUGCUGUGGGGUUGGUGGAUUCCCUGAUACUGACGUGUUUUACGUUUCGACUGUCAUUCUGCGACUCAAACAUCAUCAAUUAUUUCUCCUGUGACUCCCUGCCACUGCUGGCCCUCUCCUGCUCUGACACCCAUACCACUGAGAUUGUGAUACUUGCUUCCAUGUGCUACACUGUAGUGAUCAGCCUUGUGACCAUUCUCCUCUCCUAUGUCUGUAUCAUCUCCACCAUCCUGCGGAUCCGCUCUGCUGAGGGCCGGUACAAAGUCUUCUCCACCUGCGCCUCCCACUUGUGUGCAGUGGGCAUGUUUCACGGCACGCAAGUCUACUUGUGUUUCCUUCCCAUCUCCAGCAGUUCCGUAGACAUGGGUAAAACAGCCUCUGUGUUUUACACAGUAGCCAUCCCCAUGUUAAACCCCCUCGUCUACAGCCUGAGGAACAGGGAGGUGAAGGACGCCCUAAGGAAAGCAAAGAAUAAACUGGUAACCAAGUCUUGA